AUGGCAACUAAAGUAAUCUUGUUGGGCACUAGCCACCCACAUAUCUUCCAUCGCUUACAAUACCUCAAGGAGCACGAUGUCACGGUUCUCGGGUUCUACGAUAGUGACCUGGAGGUAUCCCAGCAAAUGCUCGAACACAUAAACUACACCAGAUACACCGAGCCCGAAAGACUUCUCGAGUUGGAUUUCGAUAUCGCCCUUAUUCACGGACGCGACCACGAAAAUCCAGACUUUAUUCGACAGGCAAUUCACCAUGGCGCAAAGGAAAUCUUCGUGGAGAAGCCAGGGGCUGCAAAACCCGAAGAGUUUCAAGGCCUUGCCGUAGAGCUGCAAGAAAAAGGCAUCGUCUUCGAGACUGGAUGGGAGCUACAUUAUCUGGAAUCCGUAUGCUUUGCGCGAAAUCUUCUCAGAGAUGGAAUUUUGGGACAUAUUACUGAAGCUCGAUUUCAUGGCGGAUGCCCAGGUGGUGCCGGUGCAGAGCCCUGGCAAUCCUCAACAAACAACAUUGGCGGAUUCUUCUACAGUCUUGGAGGACAUGUUGUCGAAGUUGUGGUUGAUCUUUUUGGCUUGCCAAAUCAAGUUGUUUCUUCCAUUCGAAAACUACCAGCUCAAAAACCACAUGUUGGAUUUUCUUGGGUUCCUGGACUUUUCGCAAGUAGGGAGCUUAAUCCACAAAAAGCUAUCGGCACACUGGUACAUGAGGAUCUGGCUUCGGCUAUACUAGAGUACGACAACAUGAAUGUUCAUCUUGACUUCACGGCUUGGGAACCAAGUGGAUACCUUCAGGACUGGACGAUGGAUCUGUAUGGUGUCGAGGGUGCUUUGCAUAUGAAUUUUGAUACGCCUGGAGGUCACCUUUUGCUAAAAGAUGCAAAGAAGGGAUGGAAGGCAGGAAGAAAUGAGAUUUUCCCUGAAAGCGAGUAUCAGAAGGGAGAUAUGCUCAAAUCAGCAUUUACUCAACAAAUGGACGUUUUCUUCCAGCGCGUUGAGAACCCAAAUGGUGACAUGGCACGAUGUGAUGAGAAGAUGACACAUAAACUCCUCGUACUGUUCGAUGCAUUGUACUCCUCGGCACGAAAUAGGUCUUGGGUCACGAUAAAGGGAGAAUCUCUACAGAGUGAAUGUUAG
This is a messenger RNA of Penicillium malachiteum, 1128 nucleotides long. Its product is annotated as Gfo/Idh/MocA family protein. The record is from RefSeq and is a predicted model, not a curated record. The coding region runs from base 1 to 1128 and encodes 375 amino acids. The transcript has a single exon. Gene Ontology annotation, molecular function: nucleotide binding. Lineage: Eukaryota; Fungi; Ascomycota; Eurotiomycetes; Eurotiales; Aspergillaceae.